Molecule: messenger RNA, 303 nt
Organism: Morchella sextelata
Lineage: Eukaryota; Fungi; Ascomycota; Pezizomycetes; Pezizales; Morchellaceae
Exons: 4
Coding region: 1-303 (100 amino acids)
Source: RefSeq, a predicted model, not a curated record
AUGGGUCAGUUUUCUCCUGUACUCAUCAACGGUCAUCAGGGGGUCCACCCAAUCAGAGUUCCGUUCCAUCCUCAACGCGCGCCACCUCGCGGAUAUGGCUGCUUUACCGCGGAAGCUGCAAUAAAGGCGAGACCAAAGAUCUUCGCUGUUGUUCGCCCACUAUGGACGUCAAAUCCACGUUGCUAUGCUGCGUACCUCCAAAGUGUAGUAAUCGAAGCCUUGACCAACGGAGGUAUAUCGACCAGUCAGGAAGUCAGAAGACGUAGAGUCAUACAGCAAGCUUUUUAUAGGAACCGCGAGUGA